AUAAACCAAUAGCUAUUCAAUGACGUUAUUUGAGUCUGGACUUUGUGUCCAAUAUCUUUCAUGAGAGAUUAUUGAUUAUCAUGACCAUGAAUCACCAAAGCAGGCUUGUAGCUAUAUAAACAGUCUACUGGAAAUUCAGGUUCAUUCAAAAAUUUUCAACAGCAAUGACACAGACAAAGGAGGAAGAAGCAAGACAGCAAAAUGUGAGCCCUUAUCAAAGUACGCAGGGCCCAACACAAGGCAUGCAGGGCCCAACACCAUCAAUGGGAGUCCCACCUCCUGUACAGAGCCCAUACAAUCAGUAUCCAGGGCAGAUUGCACCCCCUGCGUCUUACCCGAAUGUGCAAUACCCUCAGGCGGCCCCACCCACAGUACCACACUCCCCUACUCCACAACAGAUGGUUGACCCAACAAUGGCGGAACAAGGACAAAGAACAGGUGAAACUGUGAUGAUCGCACGUCAAAGACCCUUUACCCCCAAGAGCACAUGUGACGCCUACCUGCUUGGAUUUCCAUUAGGGUUUCUCGGACUCCACAACUUCUAUCUGCGGAGAUAUGGCAUGGGGAUAGUGUACUUGCUGACAUUAGGCUGUUUUGGAGUAGGAAUGGUCGUCGAUUGGUUCCGAAUGCCAUGCCUUGUAAAAGAAGCAAAUCGUAAACUUCAAAAUCCAAAUAGUACACCUAAGAAAAGUCUCGGUGACGCUUACGUGUUAUGGUUUCCAUUGGGAAUAUUUGGAUUCCACAGAUUCUACCUUGGCAGUCCCCUCAUAGGGCUUCUCUUUUUGUUCACUAUUGGGGGCUUCGGCAUCGGCUGGAUCAUCGAUGGCUUUUGCAUGAAGUCACUCGUCGACAAAAAGAAUCAACAGCUAGAGGAUGAGCGUAAUCAUGAAACCCCCAAGAGAGAUAUUGAUUUAACAACUGCGUAUGUGCUAUGUGUGGCGCCAACUGGUAUUUUUGGGGCUCAUCAUUACUACAUGGGACGAACCGGCUGGGGAAUUCUCUAUACAUUCACUGGAGGGCUAUUCUUCUUGGGCUGGCUCUUUGAUAUUUGCAGGCUGUCAUGCGUAUUCAAGAGAACGCAAGUUGAGCACAAAUCUGGAAAGGUUGACCGAAAGAAGCACCUUGAUGAUGCAUACGUUCUGUGCUUCCCGCUUUUUGGACUUCUUGGGCUUCAUCACUUCUACCUUGAACGUCACAUCUGGGGUUUGAUCUACGUCUUCACCUUUGGCCUUCUGGGUAUUGGAUGGCUCAGCGAUUUCUGCCGUCUACCAUGUCUCGUUCGUGAAUACAACAGACGUAUUGAGGAAGAAGACCAACUGAUAGAGAAUGUCACUCAAUGCCUACCACCAGGUCAAAACAACGUCAUCAUCACAGGAAACCAAAUUAUUGCGACUAAUAUGGCUGGUCAACCCUUCCAACCAUAUCCAGGCUACAACGACCCCAUCUAUGGGCAGAGAGUGGCAGAAGGACAAUUCAGUAAUAUGGGUUAUGGCAGUAAUGGUUUCACGGAGGUGUACACAGUGAACAACCUGCCAGGCCAACCUGGGGGUCUGCAGUACCCUGGGGUCCAUGCCGCCCCAGGGGUUGGGGGACACGUCUUGGAGGUACCACCAGCCUAUGACUCCCUCACAAGCCAACAGAGCUCAAUUGCAUCAUCAAAUGUAGAUGGUGCUGUGAGCAUGCAACAAGAAAAUGCCCAAAAUGAAACCAAACAAGGAGUGCCAUCUGGUGGAGCUCAGAAGCAACAACCUGAGCGCCCACCUCCUCCUUAUAAAAAGUAGACUCCAUGUAUGAGCCCUGAACUUUCAAUGAACUAGAACACUAGCCAGGACUAACGAUUUACAACAAAAAGAACUUUCGCUAAAAUUUUCAAACUAACACCUUUUGUAUUCUGGGUUUCUUUUCAUGGUUUACGACUGCAAAAAAAGAAACUCAUAUACAUUUACAGCAUCAUUGGCCUUCUUGACAUCUGGAAAGCCUAUGACAGCAGUAAGAAGGGUAGAAAUGACUAAGCAAAUAUAUCAUGACAUUCACUCUAGACUUUCUUAAAAAAUAAUGAACUUUCGUGGUUGUUUAGUGAUAUUACAGUGACCAUUAUACCAAUGAAAUAUGAGCCCUUUAUGACAGAAAACAAUUCAUAAGUACUUUUAGAACUUGAGAACUUGAAACUCAUCCUGUAUAUCAGCACAUAAAAAACAAAGUUUGAGAAACAUAAUGUCAAUGAUCAAAUUACAUGAACAAUUUUAAUAUAAUGUUAUUUAGUAAUAAAUAAGAUACUUUCUAAUGUUUAAUCUUGCUUUAAGACCAAGUUCUCCCUCUCUAUCUUACUGAGUGAGAGAGAUGGAGGAUUAAGGGUCAUAAUGUAGGAAAGAAAGAAAACUGAUAGAGGGCAGCAGUGUCUCAUGAUGAUGAGAUACUGACGCUAAAGCAAUAAUUGCAAUCUAAUGCAAUCAUAAUGGAACACCAAUGUAGCCAUGAAAUAAAUAUCUUUUAGAAAUCAGCACAUGCAUUGUUUAUAGAACCAUAACUCAUUGUUGUAAAUAUUCCAUGACAAAUGUAAAUAGUGUACAAUUUAGAAAUUGUAAAUAGGAUGUAAAAAGUUUGUACAAAAUGAAACUCCAUGGGAGAAAUAAACCCAAUAUAAUUUAUUUU
Molecule: messenger RNA, 2652 nt
Organism: Owenia fusiformis
Lineage: Eukaryota; Metazoa; Annelida; Polychaeta; Sabellida; Oweniidae
Source: the annotation of a GenBank genome assembly